Schistosoma mattheei is the source of this 1824-nucleotide messenger RNA. NCBI's taxonomy places the organism in Eukaryota, Metazoa, Platyhelminthes, Trematoda, Strigeidida, Schistosomatidae. The record is from the annotation of a GenBank genome assembly.
AUGUCCCUUUCACCGUUGAGAUCCGUUCUCAGUAACUUUCGAAAGCCUGCGUUAGCCUCUCAGUCAUGUAUCAGCCAAUGUCAGUCCGUGUUAUCAUCAAUAUCUGGCAGACAGAAUCAAAAUAUUUCAGUUACUUCGCAUGACGAACAUACUCACUCUAGUAAUAACCAAACUUUUAGUUUCAGAGAUUCAAGACUGGCCCAUGUGGCUAAGUCAAAUUCAGAAGUUAUUCGUGCAUUACUAGUUUUCAGAAUAUGCUCCUUUCCAACACUUGUUAAGUAUAACAAAAAGCUUAUGGAUAUUUCCAGGAAAAUAUUUGGAAGGUCGUUGUUUCGGUUAAUAAUGAAGAUGACAUUCUAUGGACAUUUUGUUGCGGGUGAAAAUGAAGCCAGUAUUCAACCAUUAAUUAUGCGUCUAAAGAAGUAUGGAGUAAAGUCAAUACUUGACUAUAGUGUUGAGAAGGACAUACAAGAAGAUGAGGCCGUCCAGAUAGUGGAAAAAAGCCUAAGUGAAGUUUUACAAACCCCCGAAAAACGACCAGAGGCAGCCACUAAACAGUAUCAAAUCAGUGUUCGGUUCGCCAAUCGUACGAAGCAGGUUGUUGGGGCUCGCUCGUACUUUUAUAAGUCUGAAUAUCAGUGUGACCAUAAUAUGGAGACAUUUAUGAAAUGUAUUGAUGUUUCUUCAAAAUACGGUGAAGAUCGUGGUUUUACUGCAAUUAAACUUACAGCACUCGGACGACCCCAACUUUUGCAACAAAUGUCUGACUUUUUAGUGCAAAUGAAACGACUGUUCUUCCUACUUACCAAAGCGGAUAAUGGACAGAAAGGUGGACUUGCAUCGCUUGAUCUAGACAAUUUUCGUAAAAAGCUAGAAGCAUUAGGCGUGAAAAUUGCAUAUGAUGAAGAAGUUAAGUGGUUUACUUUGUUGGAUGUCUCUGGAGAUGGUGUUUUAGAUUUACUUGAUUGGAGUCACUUAAAGGCUUUUGAAUACGACCUUGCAAGUCUGUUUAUUCUAAAAAAUAAAAAGACUGGUGAAGUAGAACAGCUUGUACCUACACUUACAACUGAAGGUAUUGAGGAAAUGCGGAAUAUGAUAAAACGUGUCGAUACUUUAGCAAGCUAUGCAAAAUCUGUUGGAGUUCGAGUUAUGGUGGAUGCAGAGCAAUCAUAUUUUCAACCUGCUAUAAGAAGAUUGAUUAUAGAAAUGAUGCGUCUAUUUAAUAAAGACAAGGCUGUAAUAUUUGGCACUUACCAGUGUUAUCUGAAGGAAGCACUUGAAUCACUUACCCAAGACUUAAAUCAUGCUGCUACAGAAAACUUUUACUUCGGUGCAAAGUUAGUUAGAGGGGCUUAUAUGGAUCAGGAGCGUGCACGUGCCAAAGAGUUAGGGUACGAAGAUCCAAUUUGUUCAGACUUCAACGCUACAACAGCCAUGUAUGAAUCAUGUCUAGAGGAAGUGUUUAAAGCUAUUAAAAAACGCAGAAGCGGUCAAGUUAGUGUUAUGAUAGCUAGUCAUAAUGAAGAUACCGUUCGAUAUGCUUUAAAAAAAAUGCAUGAAUAUAGUGUAGCACGGGAAGAUCGACUUAUUUGUUUUGGUCAAUUGCUUGGGAUGUGUGAUCAGAUUAGUUUCACAUUAAGUCAAGCUGGCUACUCUGUAUACAAAUAUGUUCCAUAUGGUCCUAUUGAAGAAGUUUUACCAUAUCUAUCUAGACGUGCAUUAGAAAAUGGUUCCGUGUUAAAUUGUACACUUAGAGAACGUCAGCUUUUAUGGUCUGAAUUGAAAAGACGUUUGUCGAAUGGGCAAUUCAUUUAUAAACCAUAG